Scaptodrosophila lebanonensis is the source of this 1446-nucleotide messenger RNA. Its product is annotated as nudix hydrolase 2. Bases 293 to 1321 code for a protein of 342 amino acids. Gene Ontology annotation, molecular function: ADP-ribose diphosphatase activity; NAD binding; NADH pyrophosphatase activity. The record is from RefSeq and is a predicted model, not a curated record. Lineage: Eukaryota; Metazoa; Arthropoda; Insecta; Diptera; Drosophilidae. The transcript has 4 exons.
GGCGGGAGUUUGUAAGUUCAUUUACAAAUCAUUAUUAAUAACCAUAAGAUUAGUGAGAACGGUUGCAAUACAUUUUAGGGCUGUGUUUAAACUGUGUCUAUAUGUGCUGGGCAUCAUGCGCUGCCGCUUUUGUUUCAAGCUCCAUAAAUUGUAGGCAGUGGGACAGAUAGCCGUGCUUUGCGGUAACGGUGACGCAAGGAACAGCAGCAACAGCACCCGGCUCAGUAGUUGAUUAUUCCCCACUGCCUAACGUUGGCAUCGUCGUCGUCGAUUGCCAUUGCGCAAUUAUUUAAUGUCGUCAACCGCACUGCUGUGCCGCAGACAUUGUUUUAAAUUCCGCGUGUUCAAUUCAUGGCGAACGCGCUUGCAGCGUCAAGAGCAGCACCACCAGCAACAGUUGUCCGUUAGAGCAACAGCCACAGCAGCAACGCAGUUGCCACGAGGAGGACGGAAACAAGUAUCGGCACAACUACAAAUAGUACGGCCGUACAAAGCUUUCGAACCCAUGGACGCGCCAAAGGAAGUCUUCCAGGGUAAAACCGAUCGUUUCAAAGGUGUGACAGUCGAUUGCAAAGACGAAUGUCUGACUAACGCCCAAUUUCAGGAAAAGCUUCAAAAAUCGGUUGAUUUUUGGAGUACGAACGGAAAUCGCGCAAUUUGGUUUUAUGUCUAUAAGAAUCAAGCUGAAUGGGUGCCCAUUUUGGCGGAGGCUGGCUUCGAUUUUCACCAUGCACGAACUGGCGUUGUCGCCAUGUACCGUUGGCUGCCGAAGGACGAGAGCAGCAACUUGCCCAACUACGCCCACACACUACUCGGCGUGGGAGGUCUUGUUAUCAAUGAUAAUGACGAGGUUCUAGUCGUAUCUGAUCGCUACGCGAUGAUACCUAACAGCUGGAAGCUACCUGGGGGCUACGUAGAGCCGCGCGAGAACCUCAUCGAUGCGGCCAUUCGCGAAGUGUGCGAGGAGACGGGCAUACAGACGACAUUUAAAUCGGUCGUAUGUCUGCGACACUCGCAUGGCGGCAACUUUGGUUGCUCCGACAUUUACAUGGUAGUAGGUCUGAAGCCUCUGAAUUUGGACUUCAAGCGCUGUGAGCGCGAGAUUGCGCGACUGCAAUGGAUGCCAAUUCAGGAGUAUCUAGAGCAUCCCCAAGUGCACGAGACAAAUCGGCACUUUGUGCGCACCUAUCUGGACUAUCAGCGACGGGGUCUGGUGCUCACCUGUCGCUGUGAAGUGCAUCAGGUGCUGAAGAAGGAGUACAACUUAUAUUUUGUAGAUCAACACACGCCGCAGUCAACAUCAAAUGAAGCCACAAAGUAGCCAGAAGCGGAACAACAGCGCAAUUAUUUUUGUUUAAAUUUCCCUUUGUGCAUGUUUAGUUAAAAUUUGUAGCUAUAUAAUAUUUUUUGGAUGGGUGUAAUUAAAAAAAAGCUUUAACAUCUAUA